AUGAUUAAAUUGUUAAUCAAACAUGGCGCUGAUAUUAAUGCCGAAGACGUCAAUGGUGUGACUCCUCUGAUGAAAGCAGCUAUUGAAGACGAUAACUCAGCAACUCUUAGGUUUUUGAUAAAUCAACCUUUUAUAGAAAUGAAUUCUCUGACCAAUGACAACCAAUCUUGUCUCCAUUUUCCAAAGAUUUGGUACCUAUACAUUAACGCUGAUGAACCUGAGUCUAAUCUUCAAGAUCUUCUGAAUGCAGGUUGUGAUCCCAAUAUUGUAGACGAUCAUGGCCAAUUACCGAUUGAUAGCUAUGUAGACAAAGAAAUGUGCGUUGAGAUUAUGAAGAAGCAUAUUGUUAAGCUGGUGGCGGCUGGCUUUUACGUCUGCGAUAGAAAUAAAAAAGUUAUUUCAGGAAGUGAAUUAAGAAAAUUUAGAGUUGAAUGUGAUACAGAAGUUGAAGUCAUGAAGAAUAAUUAUGGAAUAAUGGUUGGAUUUUCCUUGUUUGAUAUACUGCACAGAUCUUAUCACAAACUGGCGCUGAGGAUCAAGAAUGGAGAUGAAGAUAAGUUUGACGACAAAAUGGCGGCCAAGUUUCCUCUGUACGCAGGAAUGAUUAAGUAUCGCUUGGAAAAAGCUGGUCAACGAAGAAAAUUGUUCAAUCAAGUUGAAGAUAUUCUCUAUAAAGUUUUUUCUAGAUAUCUUCCUGCUACUUUUAUUCAUGAAAUGUUUUUUUAUUUUAGUAACUUUGAAUUGAGUAAAUUGGUGGAAAUUGAGUAG
This is a messenger RNA of Cotesia congregata, 768 nucleotides long. NCBI's taxonomy places the organism in Eukaryota, Metazoa, Arthropoda, Insecta, Hymenoptera, Braconidae. The record is from the annotation of a GenBank genome assembly.